AUGGCGUCGUCAACCACAGUCAAAGGCCAGGUGAAAGGCCUCCUUAAAGGACUUAGAUACAUAUCCCAAAUAUUUGACGAGGAGGACGAAGAAAAGGAGAUACAAAUUGGGUUCCCAACAGACGUUAAGCAUUUGGCACAUAUUGGAAGUGAAAAUGCGAAUGCAAAUGCACCAAGCUGGAUGACCGAGUUUAAAGAAACAUCAGAAACUUCAUCAGGAGAAGUAGUAAACUCUACUAAUAAGAUGCCCAAAGAUAAUGAUGAUAAUAAUAACAAUAGUAAAGGUGAUGGGAAGAAAGUGCACGUUCGAAAGCCUAGGCCGCGUUCAAGAGAGACCCAAUCCUCAACGACUUCUCCGACACGAGAGAGCUCCUCGGAAGGAACGAAGCAACACACUCGACGACAUCAUUCCUCGGAAUCUUCUAGAAGACAACACCACCACCACCACCAUCAUCACUCGUUGGAAGAUGAGAAGCCCCCAACAACAAAACAUUCGCAUCGCAGAAAGUCAAAGACGACAACGUCCGAGGAAAAGGAUGGUUCAACGAGGAGGCCGUCCAGAACUAGAGAAACAUCAAAGGGGGAAUCCUUAACUGAUGCCUCUUUUGCAGAUCUUACCAUUAGAGAAGAACGUGAGUCAUAGUGGACCACCAGAUUCAGUUUAGAGAGAGAGAGAGAGAGAUUUCAGGGGCAAGAAUACUAUUAUUCUUGCAUUAUUAAUUAAUGAAUUACAUAUUAUAUCAUCCAUCAUCUUGCAUGCUGUUGUGACUUCAAUCAUUUAA
Gastrolobium bilobum is the source of this 781-nucleotide messenger RNA. RefSeq names its product CRIB domain-containing protein RIC3. The record is from RefSeq and is a predicted model, not a curated record. Bases 1 to 642 code for a protein of 213 amino acids. The transcript is spliced from 4 exons. Lineage: Eukaryota; Viridiplantae; Streptophyta; Magnoliopsida; Fabales; Fabaceae.